Moneuplotes crassus is the source of this 1542-nucleotide messenger RNA. The record is from the annotation of a GenBank genome assembly. Lineage: Eukaryota; Ciliophora; Spirotrichea; Euplotida; Euplotidae.
UUUAAAAUGGCAGAUUGGUACGAUGUAGACAUGCUCUGUGUUCUUUACCUCCACUAUAUCCUCAGCUACGUCUACAUCUUCAGACUUCUACUAACAUACCAAGGAGACUUAGCCAUACCACGAUCAAUUUUAUUCCUAGUUAACUUAUCGACGAAUAUCUACCAUCAUAUAGCUGGAGUCGAAUUUCAGAAUGUGAAUUGGGAAGCCAUCAGACAGGUCGUUGGGUGGAGUGAAAGAGGAUGAAAUAAAGCAAGCUGAAUUUUAGGAUGAGAUCUUGUAUUCUUAAGAUGGCCUUCUUUUAGAAAAAUCAGAAAUCUCGUGAGAAAGAUAGAGUCUAAGAUUGGGGUUGUUCUAACAAUUAUCCGAUUCAUUUUAUGAUUCAACAAUAUCAAUUAUAUCUUUUCUGCAGAAGGAUCAUCAGACUUAGAAAUGGGAAUAGUCUAUUUCUACCUCUAUUUUGUAAUAACCUUUUUCCAUACUGAAUGAAUGAGGUCAAUAUUUAAUAUCUUAUGGCUUUUAAUCCAGUUGCCGCUGAUAUUCGUAUGGCUGGUUUUAUACUUCUCUUGUCUUCAGUCUUGAUUUAAAGGAAUUAACAGAAACAGACAAGAAGAAAAUCAAGGUCCGGACCCUCUUCAAGAGAUUCAUAUUGAUAACAUUGACGAAGCCCGGAGACUACAAGCACUGAAUCUGAUGUUGGGCCCCGCUCAAGGUCAUCCUGAAAAUAGAGUAAACAAUGACGGUGAUAUUGAACUUCCAGAUUUACAAAACUUUGUAAAUGCUUUAGGAAGGAUGGUCGAAGGAAUGCACCAGAUUGAGAGGAACAACUCCGUCAAAAUGGUACAGCUUAUGAUGGACAGCUGGAAAAGAAAGUUCAAGCAAGAAGAUAUCGCAGUAAACCCUAACUGAUGUGUCUGACUUGAUGACUUUGUAGCUGACGAAGAUAUUAUAGAACUCCAUUGAAAUCCAGGUAGUCAUGGUCAUAUAUUUCACCCAGAUUGAAUAAAUAGUUGGUCAGAAAAAGAAAAGACCUGUCCUCUUUGAAGAAAGAAUUUCGUUGAAUUGAUUAGACAAGAGCACAGAAAUGAGAUGCUCAAUAAGGAUGAGGAAGAGAAGAAGCAGUCUCCUGCGAGAGCGAUUGGCCCAUCGUAUGGUAUUUAUGCUAGAGAAGAAAACCAGUUAAGAAAUAAUGGAGGCCAAAGCCUAUCUUCUAUAAUUGAAGAGGAACCCUAUAAUCCAAGAAGAUAUUCUUUAAGUGAUGGGAGAUCUCAUAGCCAAAGUUUUGAUGGUUCCCAGAGAAGAGCUUCCGAAGGGGGUAUACCUUCUAACAGAAGACCAAGAAGUAGAGGAGGAAGUGAUCCAUCUAUCAGAACCCACUCAGAUAUAAGACCUGUUAUAGAGGAAAAUAAUGUUCAUAUUGGAGAGAAUGUGGUCAUUGGAAAUAAUGUGAUCUUUGAUGCAAGACAGAGAGCAGCUUCAGAUGCAGGCAAUUAUGAAAGUGCUCAUUCAGCAUCAAGCGCUAGAGUGAGAUCCGAAGGUAAUUAA